Carcharodon carcharias (great white shark) is the source of this 528-nucleotide messenger RNA. RefSeq names its product leptin a (gene lepa). Gene Ontology annotation, cellular component: extracellular region. Bases 1 to 528 code for a protein of 175 amino acids. Gene Ontology annotation, molecular function: hormone activity. Gene Ontology annotation, biological process: signal transduction. The record is from RefSeq and is a predicted model, not a curated record. The transcript is spliced from 2 exons. Lineage: Eukaryota; Metazoa; Chordata; Chondrichthyes; Lamniformes; Lamnidae.
AUGAGGAGAUUCGCCUUGCCCGCCUGGACCGUUCUGUGGAUCCUGGUCCCACUCUGCUCGGGACGUCCCGCUGUCACUGAGAGACUCAUCCGUGACACCCGCCUCCUGGCCCAGACCGUCAUCAGCCGCGUUCAGGAGCUCAACAACCAGUUCAAGCCAUCCCCAAGCCUCGUCAUCAGUGGACUUGACCUGAUUCCGGAACCACUCAAAGAGAAUAACCUGGAGAACCUGGGCACAGUGGAGGAGGCACUGGGCUGCUUUAUUGAGAGUCUGUCCACUCUCCAGAUAGAUAACACUAUGCAGAUCCAAACUGAUGUGAAGAACCUCAAAGUCCUAGUUAGGUCUUUAGCCACUUCAUAUGGCUGCUCCAUCUCUAAGUGUGAGAAGGCACAUCACCUGAAGAAGUUUCUCCGGAAGAACUCUGCUUUCGUUUUCACCAUAAAGCAUGUGGUUCUGGAUAGGCUCCAAAAAUACCUCAGUAGGCUGCUCAGGACUUUGGACAACCCCAGGAGCUGCAGGGCGUCUUAA